AGAGUAACUUAAGAAAUCUGGAUCAUUUAUUUUCGAAAGCCGUAAAAACUCAUAUACUCUAAUUUCAAAUCUCAAACAUGUCGCUGGAACUGGUGCCCCGACCUGAGCCUCAGAUCUAUCUUGUAGCGUAUGAAAUGAGUGUGCCCGAAGAUUCCGAUGAAGCCCUGAUUUCAGUUGUGGCCCACAAAGCCGCAGAGCUGAAGGUGUGUGGCUACAUCGCGCAUACGCACUGUGGCCGCAAAGUGGGCGGCGAACUGGAGGGCAGCGAGACUAGUCUGCAGAUGAUGGUCGAGUGGAUGCAGGCCAGGAGCCAGGGGAACGAUCUCGGGGACGGGGAGAAGAUCAAAAGCCAGAUGAAGGAGCCACGAUUCUCGAAGUGGAAGCUGCAAUCAGGGGCCAAAUACGAUGUUUUCUUCUGCUGCUGAGUGCUGACGAGAGGAGUUGAUUAAAAAUCGCAAAUUGCAUUGGCCCCAGAA
Messenger RNA from Drosophila teissieri, 476 nucleotides. RefSeq lists its product as uncharacterized. Lineage: Eukaryota; Metazoa; Arthropoda; Insecta; Diptera; Drosophilidae. Bases 78 to 425 code for a protein of 115 amino acids. The record is from RefSeq and is a predicted model, not a curated record. The transcript has a single exon.